AGCUUCAUCAGCCCAAGUGGUUUGGUCCAUGGUUCGGUUCAAGCCUCUGGCCCGUGGCUGCGUGCGCCACGCGCGUGCCAGCAAGAGGCCAUGCCAGGAUCUCCGAACGCUCCUCCAGGCCCGCUCCCCACCACGGGCUUCGAGGCCAGCCGGACGCUGGCCCUCGACGCCGGCGCUGCCGCGGCGCUCUGCCAGCGGAUCGGCCCCGAUGGGAUCCUGGCGCUCGCGUUCGCGCUGAGGCGCUCCGAGCUCCCCGCCCACCUCGCGGGCCGGGGGCUGCGCUGCGCUGCCCUCCCCGCCGCGGGGGCCGGGCCGCCCCUCCCGGAGCUCUUCGAGGAGGCGCGCGCGGCGGCGGCGGCGGAGGCCGCCGAGAUCAGCCAGGCCUCAGCCUGCCUGGGCCUCCACGCCGGCCCCGACUGCAUCCUCUGGGCCCUGGGCGUUCUCGACGAUUUCGGCAGCGAGCGGCCCUGUGCGGGCGAGGCGGUAGCGGGCACCGAGCCGUGUGCAGGUGGCGACCAGUGCCCGUGGAGUCUGCAGACGUGCCGCCGCCUCCCAGCCGAUCUGCUCUCGCCUUCCAGCGGAGGCCGGAGGCCUGGGCCGGCGGGCGGUCCGUGCGGCAUGGGCAACGCGGAGCUGAUCCUUCGGCACGGAUUCUGCGUGAAGGGGAACCCGCACGACCAGAUCGGACCUCUUCAUCUGGAUCCAGAUGAGGACGACCCCGCCAGCGGCGAGCGCCUGGUGGUCCUGGCGCACCGCGGGAUCUCCACGGAGCACUGGCUGGCCGCCCAGCCCGUCGGUCAAGCCUCUGGCGCUCCUCCUGCUGGCCUCCUGGGGCUCCUGGAGUGCCUCCGCGUACUGCUCUGCCGCGGUUCGCCCGCGGAGGCGCCUUCCCUUUCAGAGGUCCCGGUCUUGGCCGCGCAUGAGUUGGAUGUGGUCUGCUUGCAUGCCAUCGAGGAGCUCCUCUCUGGCCUGCUGCCAGAGCAGGUCGACUUCCGAGGGCCCUUCCGGGAGCCGCUCUCGGCCUGGCAGGAGGGGCACUGGCUGAUCCUCGAGGAGCACCGGGCUGCAGUGGCGGACCUCCUGGCACAGGCCCGCGAGAUGCCCGCCGCCAAGCGGCGGCGGCUGUCGCCGCACUUCUUCUCGCUCCUGCUACGACGGCGUCGCGGUGCCGUGCGUCGACGAUGCCACCGUCGAGGCGCUGGCGCCGCACGUCUCCAGGAAUCGCCCCGCGCUGCUCCGCCGGGUGGCCGGCUCGCUCGCCUUGCCGCUGCGGCCCGGCGCCGCCGCGUGGACGGACGAGCUCCUGCGGGCGCGUUGCGGGGAGCGCCGCGUGCCCGUGCGGGUGAGGCCCUCAUCGCGGGCGAGCUCGCACGUUCGGAGACGUCUUCGUCGAGGGCGGCCGAGCGAGCGGCGAGGCCUCCAUGCCGCUGAGGCAGGUCCUGACGGAACUGCACGGCCCGGCGCCCGAGGUCUACGCUGCGCGCAUUUCCCUGGAGACCCUCCCCGAGCUCGCCGUCGACGCGGUGGACCCCGAGGCCCUGCCUUUCCGUGCGCUCUUUGGAGCUCCGUAUUUCGAGGGCCUGAUCAUGUAUCUUGGAGCCGGGCGCCAGGUGACGCCCCUGCAUUAUGAUGAGCAGGAGAACCUCGUCUUCGUGCUUCGUGGCUCGAAGGACUUUUUGCUUUACCCACCCUGUGACUCCGAUAAGAUGUAUCCGGGUGACUUCCCGAAGCAAUUCUUCAGCAGGGUGAGGACUGGAGAGAAAGGCGAUUAUAGCGACUUUCCUAAGUUUGCGCAAGCGCGACCUUGGCGUGUAACAGUCGCAGCUGGCGAGUGUCUGUACUUGCCUUAUGGGUGGUGGCACGAGGUCACGGGCUCUGACGGAAUAAACUUGACAUUGAACUAUUGGUUCGAUGUGCCCGAGUCCAAGAGCGAAGCGUGCAGUCUUGUCUGUGGUGCGGAGCAGAAAA
Molecule: messenger RNA, 1968 nt
Organism: Prorocentrum cordatum
Lineage: Eukaryota; Dinophyceae; Prorocentrales; Prorocentraceae
Source: the annotation of a GenBank genome assembly